CCCCUUGGCAACACGUGUGUAACACUGCUAGCUCCAACCGCCCCCACCAGUAGUACCCUGCCCCGCCAACCCCGCCAGUUGCCCCACCACCAUUUAUCGACGCUUUUUUUCACUCAAAAUUGACGCCUGGUGAGAUCCAAUCCGCAACCAACUUUUCCCGCGCCCUCCUUCAGACUACAGAAAAAAUCAUGAAGGUUCUCAUUGUUGGAUCCGGCGGUCGCGAGCAUGCCCUAGCGUGGAAACUUUCGCAAUCCCCGCUGGCGGAUGCCAUUUUCGUUGCUCCAGGAAACGGAGGAACCGCGCACGGAAUCAAGAACGUUUCGAACGUGAACAUCGAUGUCAGCGACUUCCCGAGCCUAGUGAAGUUCGCACAGGAGAAUGAGGUCGGUCUCGUCAUUCCCGGUCCUGAAGUGCCGCUGGUGGAGGGAAUUGAGGGCCACUUCCGGAAAGUCGGUAUCCCGGUCUUCGGACCUUCAAAGGAGGCCGCCCAGAUGGAGGGCUCCAAAGCUUUCUCCAAGGACUUCAUGAAGCGACACAACAUCCCCACCGCCGAGUACCGUAACUUCACCGACUACGAGCAGGCGAAGGCAUAUGUCGAGAGCAUCAGCCACAAUAUUGUUAUCAAGGCCGACGGUCUGGCGGCCGGCAAGGGUGUCAUCAUUCCAACUACAAAGGAGGAGGCCAUUGAGGCGCUGCAGCAGAUCAUGGUUACCAAGGAGUUCGGAGAGGCUGGCAAUGAGGUCGUAAUCGAGGAGUUCCUGGAGGGAGAUGAGCUGAGCAUCCUGACGUUCAGCGACGGAUACAACAUCAAAUCGUUACCUCCUGCGCAGGACCACAAGCGCAUUUUCGACGGUGACCAGGGCCCUAACACUGGUGGUAUGGGAUGUUACGCGCCUACACGUAUUGCGCCUAAGAGUAUCCUCAAAAUUGUUGACGAGACCAUCUUGAAGCCUACGAUUGACGGUCUGCGUCGGGAGGGUAUGCCGUUUAGGGGAAUUCUUUUCACCGGACUGAUGAUGACCAAGGCCGGACCUAAGGUCCUGGAGUACAAUGUCCGGUUUGGUGACCCAGAGACACAGACUGUCCUUCCUCUCAUCAGCGAAUCUACCGAUCUUGUCCAGGUUAUGUUGGCCGCAGCCAACGGUCACCUCGACAGCGUUGAUAUCCAGAUCUCAGACAAGUUCUCUGCCACCGUCGUGGUUGCAGCUGGCGGAUACCCCGGAAGCUACGAGAAGAAGAAGGAGAUUAUACUGUCUCCGGUUGCGGAGGAUACCGUGAUCUUCCAUGCAGGAACGGCAUUGGUGGACGGAAAGCUUGUUAGCGCUGGUGGGCGUGUUAUUGCUGCUUCUGCGACUGCGGAUACCCUAGAGGAGGCGGUCAAGAAGGCCUACAAGGGUGUUGAAGCAAUCAAGUUCCAGGACAUGUUCUUCCGAAAGGACAUUGCUCACAGGGCUUUCAAGCAGAAAGCCGCUCAGGAAGAGCCACUCACCUACGCCUCGGCUGGUGUCUCGGUUGAUGCUGGCAACGCAUUUGUACAGAGAAUCAAGGAUGCAGUCCGAUCCACCAAGCGGCCCGGUGCCGAUGCUGAGAUCGGCGGUUUCGGCGGUAUCUUUGACCUCAAGGCUGCUGGAUACGCGGAUCCUCUUCUGAUCGCUGGAAUCGAUGGAGUUGGAACGAAACUCAAAAUUGCCUGCGCGAUGGGCAAGCACUCGACCGUCGGUAUCGACUUGGUCGCCAUGAGCGUCAACGACCUUCUCGCCCAAGGUGCCGAGUCUCUGCUGUUUUUGGACUACUACGCGACCAGUAAACUUGACAUCAAAGAGGCCGCUGAGUUCGUCGAAGGUGUCGCUGAGGGCUGCCGUCAAGCCGGCUGCGCCUUGAUCGGUGGCGAGACCGCCGAGAUGCCGGACAUGUACCAGCCCGGGGACUACGAUGCUGCCGGUGCCGCCAUCGGCGCCGUCGAGCGCUCGCAGCUUCUUCCCCGCCACGAUGCCAUGAAGACCGGCGACGUCCUCAUCGGUGUCGCCUCCAACGGCGUGCACUCAAACGGCUACUCGCUGAUCCGUAAGAUCGUCGAGCGCCAGGGCUUGCAAUACACUGACUCCGCACCUUGGAACACCUCCUCCACCGUCGGCGACGAACUCCUGGUUCCGACAAGAAUCUACGUCAAGCCCGUCAUCAACCUCGUCAAGAAGAACCUCGUCAAGGGUCUCUCCCACAUCACUGGCGGUGGUCUGACCGACAACAUCCCGCGCAUGCUCCCGGAGUCCCUGGCCGCUGAGGUCGAUGUGAGUGCUUGGGAGAUGCCCGCGCUGUUCAAGUGGUUCAAGAGCGCGGGUGGCCUCUCUGCUAAGGAGUAUGCACGCACUUGGAACACUGGUCUGGGCUUGGUGCUGGUUGUUGCGGCUGAGGACCAAGAGGCCGUGCUUGCUUCCCUUAAGGCAGAUGGUGAGAGGGCGUUUGUAGUCGGAAAGUUGGUGCAGAGGACAGCGGAGGACUGUGUUCUUAACAAGCUGGAAGUUUGGGGUUUGUAAGUUAGUUGCUGCUUUUCCGAUGGGAGAUGGGAUGGGAAUGGAUAUGUACAUGGGGCGUUUACAAAAGUUUCUUUUGCAGUUUGAGAAUUGAUGGAAUUCCAUGGAUCAUUA
Molecule: messenger RNA, 2645 nt
Organism: Tricharina praecox
Lineage: Eukaryota; Fungi; Ascomycota; Pezizomycetes; Pezizales; Pyronemataceae
Product: phosphoribosylglycinamide synthetase
Exons: 6
Coding region: 189-2534 (781 amino acids)
Biological process (GO): adenine biosynthetic process; 'de novo' IMP biosynthetic process
Cellular component (GO): cytosol
Molecular function (GO): phosphoribosylformylglycinamidine cyclo-ligase activity; ATP binding; phosphoribosylamine-glycine ligase activity
Source: RefSeq, a predicted model, not a curated record